Molecule: messenger RNA, 282 nt
Organism: Chlorella variabilis
Lineage: Eukaryota; Viridiplantae; Chlorophyta; Trebouxiophyceae; Chlorellales; Chlorellaceae
Exons: 3
Biological process (GO): regulation of DNA-templated transcription
Cellular component (GO): nucleus
Molecular function (GO): DNA-binding transcription factor activity, RNA polymerase II-specific; RNA polymerase II cis-regulatory region sequence-specific DNA binding
Source: RefSeq, a predicted model, not a curated record
CAGGAGGAUGAGCAGCUGCGGGAGCUGGUGGCUGUGCACGGCACCAAGGCCUGGGCCAAGAUUGCGUCGCUCAUCCGCACCAAGGGCUCCAAGCAGUGCCGCCGCCGCUGGAAGAACUUCCUCAACAUGAGCGCCAAGACGUGCAGCUGGAGCCCCGAGGAGGAUGCGACGCUGAUUGACGCGCACCGCCGCCUGGGCAACCGCUGGACGGAGAUCAGCAAGAUCUUCGGGGACAGGACGGACAAUGCGGUGAAGAACCGGUGGCAUGCGCUGAUCCGCAAG